AAAUGGUUGGAGUGAGACGUCUCACCAAAGGGCUGUCAUAUUAUUAUCUGUGCUGUGAGCUGUAAACAGUGUCGCAAGUUAGUCAGCUUCACUUUAACAAGUCUCUUUUAGAGAUUUAUUGAGAGUAACACAGCAUACAGUGAAGGAAGAAUGGAAGACGACGUGCUUACCACGCUGAAGAUACUGAUAAUAGGAGAAAGCGGCGUUGGGAAGUCCAGCCUCCUACUAAGAUUUACAGAAGACACAUUCGACCCGGAACAAUCAGCAACAAUAGGCGUUGACUUCAAAGUGAAGACCAUUUCUGUGGAUGGCAACAAGGCAAAGCUGGCAAUAUGGGACACCGCGGGACAGGAGCGCUUCCGAACCCUGACGCCCAGUUACUACCGCGGUGCCCAGGGAGUCAUCCUGGUGUACGACGUCACGAGACGGGAAACCUUUACAAAGCUCGACAACUGGCUGAGUGAGCUGGAGACAUACUGUACAAGGAAUGACCUUGUUAAAAUGCUUGUAGGGAACAAAAUUGAUAAGGAAAACCACGAGUUAGACAGGGCUGAAGGGCUGAAGUUUGCAAGAAAACAUUCCAUGCUUUUUAUAGAGGCGAGUGCAAAGACGAGGGACGGCGUUCAGUGUGCGUUUGAGGAGCUGGUGGAGAAGAUAAUCCAGACUCCUGGCUUAUGGCAGAGCGAGAACCACGGCCGAGCAGUCCAGCUCACCGACGAAGACGCGGGAGGUGGAACCUGCGGCGGCUACUGCUCCCUUGUCUAGACUACCUACACACACACUUAAAGAUUUACAUGGGACAAAUACCCUCGAAUACAAGCAUAUCCACACACACACAAGCAUACACACUUUAAAAGAACAGCUUCUCUUCCUGCUGUGUGCUGACCUGAGCUCCGUCCUCACACAUCAAGGCAUUAGAGAUCCAACUUUCUCCUCUCUUCUUAGGUGAAAGUGUUGAUUUCUCUCUCGCAGACAGACACAAACACACACACACACACACACACAGACCUUUUGCACACUUUCUAGUGACAACGCGGCGCUAAAAUGCAAAUACAGCUCAGCUUUCCUGUUAAUGGAAUUUGAGUGUUUCUCUCUUUCUGUUUUGUUUUGAGUCGCAGUUUUGUGCAGUCGCAGUGCCACGGUCAACACAUUAACCGUUCUCGCUUGAUACUCGUGUGAUUUAGUUAUAGGGAUGCAGUAAAGCGAGUCCAGAAUCGUUAGCCAAAGCUUGUCAGACAUAUGGCUAAAUCUCUGAAGUAUGAUAAUGAGAGUGGAAACUCUUGUAUUCGACCUAGGUUUCUUUUCGUAUCAAGCAUGCUUUUUGUCCUCGGCGCACCUCGCCUUAGCAAGCACAGCUGCAUCAAAGCAGGGCCGACUUUUCUCCAGUGUUAGUGUCACUUUUCUUCUGCCCUGCACUUUGUCCUGUUCCGCGUGCACAGGCUCUAAGAUUAUAAUGCUGCUUAUGGACGAGCUUAUCAAGCCGAGCCAUCUUGUAUUUUAUCUCGGUACUCUCAGUCAAAGGCUUGGAUCAAAUGACUCUGUUGUGCACAUGACUGCCUCAUUUCUUUCCAAGUGUUUGGAAUGGUGUUUUAUGACUUUUAUUGACUUGGACUUCAAACUAGUGCUGUGUUUUUUGAAAAGAGCAUAAAUCAAAGAGACUGGCACCAACGUGCUUUCCACUGGGUGCUGAAGAAGAGGGGACCUCUUAAAAUUGCACGCCUUUUUAAAAAAAAAUUUUUUUUUUUAAUGUGUGUAACAAGUUGCUUUAAUGGAGUGCGACCUACUGGCACUCAUUCACUCAGACAGAUAAUAUCAGUAAUAUCACCACCACUGCUAGUCUUUCAUAUAGAUCCCUUUGACUGGACAGAGACAAAGGAAAAGUGUUCAAUAUUAAAGAGGGCAGUGAGUCAUACGGGUGUCUCCACUGAAUUUGGAAAAAUCAAAGAAAAAGCUGUGCGCUCCACAUUGCUAAUGGAUUUCGCAGUUCUCCCAUCUCUGUGUUAGCAUCUGAGAAACACUCAUAAAUGUACUGUACCCCUGACCUCUGACCAUGUUUGCAGCAUUCAAGCGCUGGCAUAUGUUCCAGGAAAUGUACUUCUGGGGGUUUGAUCUCCUAACAGGGAUAGUGAAAGUGACAUGAAUUUGAGCAUGUCUCAUCACACUUUGAUUUUUAUUAUUUUUUUUAAUUGCAUGGGAAAUCUGUGUGCCAUUUCUUUCCCCCAGUUUGUCUGCUGGUGAAUGACGUUUAGAGGCUUACUUAUAUUUAGCUGAAAAUAAAUGCAAAUUUACCAUUUAAAUUGAAUGGUUACAAUAAAAAGGAAGUAGGCUUUUACUUAUUAAACUGGUAUAGCUGUCUCUUUUGUGUUGAAAUAUGUCAAAACAUUUAUAAAUGUUGUAUUUUAAGAAUUUGUCGGGGAACCUUUGUGUAAAGCUGAAUGUAUCCAUAUUUCACUACAAAUUGCCCUAUGUAUUAAACUAAAUAAAGUUCUUUUUUAAGUGAAUAUAAA
Messenger RNA from Neolamprologus brichardi, 2507 nucleotides. RefSeq names its product RAB18A, member RAS oncogene family (gene rab18a). Gene Ontology annotation, molecular function: GTP binding; GTPase activity. Lineage: Eukaryota; Metazoa; Chordata; Actinopteri; Cichliformes; Cichlidae. The record is from RefSeq and is a predicted model, not a curated record.